Messenger RNA from Pygocentrus nattereri (red-bellied piranha), 6421 nucleotides. RefSeq names its product v-akt murine thymoma viral oncogene homolog 3a (gene akt3a). The transcript has 14 exons. Gene Ontology annotation, molecular function: ATP binding; protein serine/threonine kinase activity. Gene Ontology annotation, biological process: protein phosphorylation. Lineage: Eukaryota; Metazoa; Chordata; Actinopteri; Characiformes; Serrasalmidae. Bases 560 to 1999 code for a protein of 479 amino acids. The record is from RefSeq and is a predicted model, not a curated record.
CGGCGGAGGCGUGACGUCACCGAGACGCCUGAAAGUCAACAACGAGAAGCGGUGGUGCGAGGAGCGAGGAGCUGCGGCGGACGAACCGACGGCGGGGUGAGGAGCUGCCGCCGCCGUGUGUUGCUUUGGCCAGCGCCGUUGUCACAGUGCAGGCGGCCCGAGGCUGCUCUCACCGCGCCGGGUGGUGAGCCAGCGAGCUGAGGAAGACCCCGCACUCACUCCGUCAGUCAGGAGAGCUGCGGCGGGGGGGUUUGCCCCACCAACGCCGGCGCCAGGCUGACUCACUGCUGAGGAGUGGGAAGGUCUGAAGAGCGCGUGCGAGAGAGAGAGAGAGAAGCGUCGGAAGGAGGGGAAAGCCUCCAUAACGGCUUCGACAGGAGAGAGAGUGAACCGACGGACAGCGAGAGCGGGAGAGCACCAGGCAGGGAGGGAGUGAGUGAGACGCUGACCCCUCCCCUCCCCUCUUCCUCUCCUCACCCCCCCCCCCAACCCCCAACACCUCCCCACUCCUUCUGGAGCUGGCGUGUAGCAGCGAAGAGCACACCGUGACAGAGGCAUCAUGAGCGAUGUCACCAUUGUCAAAGAAGGCUGGGUGCAGAAGAGGGGUGAGUAUAUCAAGAAUUGGAGACCACGCUACUUUCUGCUAAAGACGGAUGGAUCCUUCAUUGGGUACAAGGAGAAGCCGCAGGAUGCAGACCUUCCCUACCCUCUCAAUAACUUCUCUGUGGCUAAAUGCCAGUUAAUGAAAACAGAGCGACCAAAGCCCAACACUUUCAUUAUCAGAUGUCUUCAGUGGACCACAGUUAUUGAGAGGACCUUCCAUGUAGACACUCCAGAGGAAAGGGAUGAGUGGACAGAUGCAAUCCAGAUGGUGGCAGAUAAACUCCAAAGACAGGAAGAAGAGCGGAUCCAGUGCAGUCCUACGUCCCAAAUAGACAACAUCGGAGAGGAGGAGAUGGACAUUUCCAUCAGUCACCAUAAACGCAAGACAAUGAAUGACUUUGACUAUUUGAAACUACUGGGAAAAGGCACUUUUGGCAAAGUCAUUCUUGUGAGGGAGAAGGCAAGUGGAAAGUACUAUGCAAUGAAGAUUUUGAAGAAAGAGGUCAUUAUAGCAAAGGAUGAAGUGGCUCACACACUCACUGAGAGCCGAGUGCUGAAAAACACUAGACACCCUUUCUUAACUUCUUUGAAGUACUCAUUCCAAACAAAAGACCGCCUCUGCUUUGUGAUGGAGUACGUCAACGGAGGAGAGCUGUUUUUCCAUUUGUCGAGAGAACGAGUGUUCUCGGAGGACCGCACACGCUUCUAUGGUGCCGAGAUCGUCUCCGCCCUCGACUACCUGCACUCCGCCAAGAUAGUGUACCGGGAUCUCAAGUUGGAGAAUCUCAUGCUUGAUAAGGAUGGCCACAUUAAAAUCACAGACUUUGGGCUCUGUAAAGAAGGAAUCACUGAUGCUGCUACUAUGAAGACCUUCUGUGGAACACCCGAGUACCUAGCGCCUGAGGUGCUGGAAGAUAACGAUUAUGGCCGUGCAGUAGACUGGUGGGGUCUGGGAGUGGUGAUGUAUGAGAUGAUGUGUGGCAGGUUGCCCUUCUACAAUCAGGAUCAUGAGAAGCUGUUUGAGCUGAUCCUCAUGGAAGACAUCAAGUUCCCCAGAACGCUCUCAGCUGAUGCAAAGUCUCUACUGUCAGGACUGCUUAUCAAAGACCCCAACAAGAGACUUGGCGGAGGUCCAGAUGAUGCUAAAGAAAUAAUGCGACACAGUUUCUUUGUUGCGAUCGACUGGCAAGACCUUUAUGAUAAAAAGCUGAUACCUCCCUUCAAGCCUCAGGUGUCGUCAGAGACGGAUACCAGAUAUUUUGACGAGGAAUUCACGGCACAGACGAUUACAAUAACUCCCCCUGAAAAAUUUGAUGAAGAUGGAAUGGACUGUAUGGAUAACGAGCGACGGCCGCACUUCCCUCAGUUUUCUUACUCGGCCAGCGGGAGAGAGUGAAGCCCCCCCACCCCCCACAGCCAGCACUGCCUCAUCCUCAUCACGCUUUACCACUGGAACGGACUACUACUACGUCUUCUGCUUCUACCCAGUCAGACUUAGCCUAAACAAAGCUCCCCUCCUUCAUGGGGACUCCUUCAUCGCUCUCUAGCCAGGCCGAGGAAACCAGGGACAUGGUUGAGUUUUAGGGUAAUGGGAAUUUUUUUGCACGUCAGACUGGCUCGAGGUCUGGCCCGCUUAAACAAUGUCCCGGGCAGCUUCAGCCUCUUGGGCUGGCUGCCGGGGAGGAAGAACUGUGCGGUUUGUUUACUUUUUUGUUUUCUUUUGUGUGUGCUUGUUUUGUUUUUUGUUUAUUUAGAUGUUUAAAUGCCUCCUUCAGUGGGAGCAAAAAGCACUGAAUAUGCGUUACACCUUUCCAUUUCAGCAUUUCAGUUAAGAGAACAAGCGUGGCUUGAGAUUCACAUGAGUGUUAGUAUUUUACUGGCUGCAUUGAAUUUGCUUCUGAUAUUAAGUACAACAGAAUGUCCCUGCUCUGCUGUUGUGUCAAGUCUAAAACUGCCAUGAACGGUACUCUCAGGCUACACAGGUCACGUCUGUGCUCAACUCAGUAAACAGGAUUAGCUUUAUUCCAGCUCCUCGCUCAACCAGGGAAGGCCAUUAAUGCCACCCACUGCAGCUCUCUCUGUUUCUCUGUCUGAAUUUCUCUGUUUCUUUAGGUCUCUCGCUCCUCUCUCUCUCUUUUUCUCGCUCAGACACUUUGGCACAGUUCAGGAUCUGUGGUAACAUUUCACUGUGGCAUUGGUGGGGCAUUCUUCACGUUCUUAGCUGAAAUAAUCCUGUGAAUCUGAGCCAUGCAGCAUCACCUCUUGAUAGGUUUAGGGGAUGCGUUCUGCUUUAGGUACGCUUACAUAUCGCGGUUGUCGGAAGAAAACCUCAUAUCUCCAAAAUGGCAACUUUACAGAAGGAAAAAACCUACUUUACUUUUAAUGUAAGUCAAUGGAACCAGAUUUUUUUUUCCUUUUAGGUCAUUUAUUUUAGUCCAUUCAUCAUGAAAUUUACACACAGUGUAAAAGACAACCGGCAUUUUCAGAUUGUCACAAACUGAAAAACGUCAAAAAUGGAGAUACAAGGUUUUCUUACAACAGCAGCGAUAUUCCGAAUAGAGAAGCCUUGAGUUGAAACAGUCUGAUCAGUGAUAUAUAUGACCAUCACUUUCUUCCAUUUGCUUACAUAUGGAAUGCUUCCUAUUCCACUGGUCAUUCCCUUAGAUGGAUCUUCUGUCAUUCCACUUGGUUAAAUUAUAGUGAUUACUGUCGAUAAAUCUGGGGAGGUUUGACAGUGUUGCUUAACAGUGACACUGGGCACUUGGUCAAGCUACCCUUGCUCCACAAUUCGCAGUUAACUACUAAGAGCACUCCGGCAAUCAGUAAUAACAGAGAAACAUACAUUCAUGACUUCAGUGCACUGAAGCAUUUUCUUCUAUGUAGUCAAUAAUGCUACCACUGUGGCUCAGUAAAGCCAGCAUUAGCUGAUGGAGCGCUGAUGCCCCGUUAUGUUGUUUGACAGUAGGAAAUAUGCUUAAAUAAAUGUCUUCUAUUUAUUUUUUUCUGUUCUUUGUUUGUCCUUGUUGUAAAGAGUGUUGUCAAGAGGUUCCUUAUUGGACAAAAAUGCACCUACACAUGGCUUAAGAAUGUAAAUUGGGCCUUUUGCUUUAUUUUGUUUUCUUUUUUGAUGAGGUUUUUGUGUCUUUUUUAAAUGGGGGGAAACAGUUUGUGAGGGUCCUAUUCACACCAUUGUAGCAUUGCUUCUGCUUCUUUUCUCCAUCGUCCCUUUCUGCAUAGCGAGCUGUUCUGACAUAUAAAGGGCUGCACAACCUGGUCCUCUCGGCAGCAGACACAAAGCCACUGCUAUGCUCUGGCAGUGGGGAAAGUGUGGCUUUCACUAGCGUAUGUAAAUACAAGAGCAUGGCGCUCAGCAGCUCUGUCUAGUGAGACUUAACAAUGUGUUUUCUUCUGGCAAUUUCCCACGGCUGGCCAAGGCACUGCUCAUUCUGGCCUUUUCCAUUGCUUUCUCUAAUGGGCAGUUCACUUAAAGCGAGCUGGACAGUAUUAUGUAAGGUGAAGAGUUGGAUUUGGAGUCUUGUUAGAAUGUGUUCCAUUUGUUUUAGUGACCAUGAUAAAAGCCUACGCUUUUAUGCUUGUUUUGGUGUGUUUAGUCUCGUAGUAGCUGAUUUCCUUUUCAGAUUUCUUUAGAUUUCAUGUGGUCCAGUCUAGUCAUUGAGGUUGGAUCAUUCAUCCAAUCAGAGGCAGAUCAGUGAACAGCGAGUGCACUGGUAGAAAAUGCCCCCAUUAAAUGUUUAUUUGAAUAUUGAGCAGUUAUGGUACGUACAUCUACUGGUUUGGACCUGACUGUGAAGACACUCAGAUGAUGCUUGAUUUAUAAAUAAAUGGGCCAGAGAUCACAAAGAGAAGAGUGUUGUUGUGCUUAUGUUAGAGUUACUUAAUGUCAGUACAGGGUUCCACAGUGAAGGUCAGAUGUUUACCAUGUCUGAAGUGUUCUGUGUCUGAAUCCUCUGAAUGUGGUAUGUUACUUCAAGCCUAAAGCAAUACUCCAGUGCUUUUCCACCUUCAGUCUCUAUCUGCUGUUAGGAUUUUCAAAGCAGAUUGAGGGAAAGUCAAAUAGCUGAUGUAUGUUCCAACUUCAUGGCCUGUCCACUGAAGCCAGACACUGUCUUUGGUUUAUUCUUAAUUUAAAUUAUUUAAACAUAAAAAACAAACAAUGAAACAUCCUGGCUAUGCCUCAAACUAUUAGCAGUCUUUUGGCUCCUUCAUGACGCAUCUGGCGCAUACAGUACUAUGCAAAAGACCACUCUUCAAAUAUUUCAUUUCCAGUCAAAAUGGUCAUUAACUACGUUGUUCAUUUUUCAGGGUUAGGGGACAAAACCAAAACAGAAAACCUGUACUUAAGAGAACAGCUUAACAACUAAAUAAGAGUUUUCAGUAUCUGUUGUUUCCACUCGGUCUUUCUUAGAGCUUCCAUUCUUUUCAAGAGAAAGAAAUCUGCAGGGAUAUUUUUCCACACCUCUAAAGUUCAGUCUUAGAAGUUGGUUGAAUUUUCUGCUCCUCAUGAUCCAAAUAAUCCCAAACACAUUCACAUGAUGAUGUGUUCUGGACUCUGGGUGGACAUGUCAUUGUUGUUCUAAGAACACCAGCAGCUUCUGUGUUUGCUUGGCAAACUGCUCUUUUUUGUCUUUGUUUUUCUUUUCUCAGUAACGGCUUCCUGAAAGCUACACAUCCUUUCAGACUCACAGUGCUGUUGUCUUGAUGGACAGGGACGUGUGGAUCUUGAUUUUCUCCUCUAUCUCAGAAGAGACAAAGCUGAAAGAUGAAAGCUUUAAGUAUUCUUAAUUUGAUGGGGACAGUUUUGGUGGUCCACCAGUUCUUAUAUGACUGUUAGGAGUCCCAUUUUCUGUGACUUUUAAUCAUUUUAUAAACUUCAGUUUAUAAAAAAACUUUUUUUCACUUAUUUUUCUGUGACUUUUCCAAGUGGAGUAUAUCUUAUUUUCUCAGAAAUAUCUCCUAAAAACAAAUGCCUUGAUGGCUGUUUUCACUGUAAAUUGAAUAAACAAAGAGUGGUCUCUGACUUUGAGUUGUACUGUAAUUUCAAUACAGCCUGUUCUGUAAAAGAGCAGAAACAUUUUGGUCAGUGGUUGUUCUGUAUCCAUGGUAAUCGAGUCUAUGCUACUGUUGUGGCAAAUAGAAAAUACAUUAAAGAACACUGGAGUAUUCCUUUAGUGGUAUCGGGCAAUAAAACCUACCCCUUUUUAACUCCAGAGAUGGCUGUUGUGGCUCCAGCUUAUGGUAGUCAUGCUGGUUUCCAAAGACUGAGUCUGUAUGUAGUAGAUCUCAUAGUGAAGUCUGAGAUGUCAGUUGAGUUUAUAUAGGGAGGAUGUCAGUGUAUGUAGUUGUUAAGUUUAAACUGGGCUUGGUUUAGCUCCCCCAGUUUGAAUGAAGAGCAGUAUUGUUUGACGUCCCAUAUAAAAAUGCAAUAUAUUGGAAAGUGUGACAAAAUAUUGCGAUAUAUUCAGUUUUCCUGUGGGAUCACAGGAGAUGUUGUGGGUUUCUGUGGGGGAAUGAGUGGAUGCUCUGUCAGAGUCGUGUGGUAUAAUGAUGUGAAUGGUGUUGAUGGUGUUGUGUUUAUGUGGAGAGGAAGAGUAAGUCGGUAUGUUCUGAACAUGGUAGUUUCUCUGUAUUAUAGUGUAGCAGAUGUGGAUGCAGGGUGUACUGUAUGUAUGGGGAUUCUAGCAGCAGGACUGUUAUAGCUGAAUGAUGAAUGGUAAAGAGAUGUGUUUAGAAAAGGUGUUGCUUUCAUGGUUCGAGAAAGAAUGUCGCAUAAGAGAGAAUGCUUGAAUUUGAGUCGAAG